GUUCUUUUCGGGGGCAGACCUGCUCACAUUUUUGAGCCUUCAGUGAAGGAGGGCGAAAUGAUGGUCUACACACCCGCGGUGCCUGCAGGCUGGCAUGAAGUCGAGGUUGUCUUCACUUCAGGCCACAUCGCCAAGUGGCGGGAUGGCAAGUUCAGGACUCACUCGAGGCAUACGCCAUUCGUGUCACACAUCUCUCACGCCUCCGCCAUCAUUGACAACGUAACGUGGGAGGGCGACCUGAAGAAACAGCUAGACUUGAACCAGCAGGACAUCUUUCAAGACACAGGCGAGAAGCGAAACGCGACUGAGAUUAUGCAUGCUUACCUUGGUACGGGCCUGGAAGUUUUGGCCGACAAAGGCGGCCGCGAGGAGUUUCGCUGCGACAUCAUCGAGACCCCUACCAUGAACAAUGGG
Molecule: messenger RNA, 414 nt
Organism: Symbiodinium pilosum
Lineage: Eukaryota; Dinophyceae; Suessiales; Symbiodiniaceae
Source: the annotation of a GenBank genome assembly